Messenger RNA from Exophiala oligosperma, 1610 nucleotides. RefSeq lists its product as uncharacterized. Lineage: Eukaryota; Fungi; Ascomycota; Eurotiomycetes; Chaetothyriales; Herpotrichiellaceae. Gene Ontology annotation, biological process: tRNA methylation. The record is from RefSeq and is a predicted model, not a curated record. The transcript has 4 exons. The coding region runs from base 30 to 1367 and encodes 445 amino acids. Gene Ontology annotation, cellular component: tRNA (m1A) methyltransferase complex.
UUCGAAAGAGAAAGCGAGGGUGCUGUGGCAUGUCGGGGCUGUUUCGUGCCCUGAGAAAAGCCCUUGGUUUCUCAAAGGCUCCAAAGCGAGCGAUACUUCCCAUCCGGGACUUGGCCAAGUUUGCGGAGGGUGAGAGGGUGCUCGUAGACGGCUUGAAGCUCUCAGCACCACUUCAGAAGAAUGGCUCCUCAAAUUACAAGAAUGGUUUACUCCCUCACAACGAUAUAAUUGGCAAACCAUUGUCAUCUUUCUACAUUCGAGGUCCGAAGGGAAUAUACAAAAUCGAUGCCCCUACACUGGACGACUAUGUCUCCCUGACACCAAGACUUGUGACUCCAGUUUACGCAAACUAUGCCUCUUCCAUCGUGUCACUUCUGGACAUUCAUCCCAUUCCUUGGACCGACGAGAAGUCCCCGGUUUCUUCGCCUCUCGAAAUACUUGAAGCAGGCACCGGCCAUGGUAGUCUGACACUGCAUAUAUCGCGCGCCAUCGCCGCCGCCAACCCCCCUCCUCUAAAUAUCCCCGUCCCUCAAUACCAGAAGAACGAAUCCCAACAACCAGAGCCUGCUCUAGAGACCGGCGUAAGGCAAGCGUGGUCAGAAUGGAAACAAAGUCGCCGUGCUAUCCUUCACACCGUUGAGAAAGUUGAAGCCAACCGCUGGCAUGCCGAGAAGAUUGUUCGUGGUUACCGACAAGGUCUGUACUGGCCACACGUCGACUUCUAUGCCGGCGACGCGAGUACAUGGAUUCAGGCACAAUCCACCCAACGCAAGUUGAGCACUUGGAAUCCCUUCGCCAGCACUUCCGAGGAUGGAUUCCUGGACUAUGUCCUUCUCGACAUGCCGGGCGUCCAUACACAAUUACAAUACGUCAGCGGUGCCAUGCGCGACGGUGCAAAAGUGGUUGUUUUCACGCCGAGCGUGACGCAGAUAGGUGAAUGCGCGAAAGCAAUACAAGACUCGAACUUACCCUUGGUGAUGGAGAGAGUUCUCGAACUAGGUGAGGGGAUCAGCACCGGCCGUAGAUGGGACGUAAGGAUGGUCAUGCCGCGAAAGCACAAAGAUCGCUCCAAACCCUCGACAACCGAGCCAGUUGCCGGUGUCGAGAUGUACAAAGAGCCUCCACAGAUCGACUCGAACGAAGAUGACGACAGCAUUGUCGAGAAAGCGGCACUGGAAGCGCUUGGGGAUCGCUUGCCUGAAGAACAGCCAGACGAGCCGGUCAUGAUAUGCCGGCCUCUGGUCGGCGAGAGGACGAUGGGAGGCGGCUUCAUCGCAUUGUUCAAGAAGAUUUCGCCCGAGUCUGCAGCGAUAGCGGCUGAAUGGCGGAGAGGCCAAACAGGAUGGGCUAAAAAGAGGAAUCGAUGAAUAAUGUUUGUGCACAGCUACUCAAGUUCGACCAGCCAAUAGACGAUGGCACAUUCAGCAUUACAUGUGACACUUGUUUUCACAUGUGCUGCUUCACACUGUACAGGAACAUCUUGUGAACACCGACUAUACAAUAUCGCAUAUUGAGUCUUUACGAUUUGAAUGUACCAGAUUCAAAAAAUUUCUGUAUAUAUAUUGCAAACCCUGAAAAUAGAACAGAAGAUAGCCAAAGCAAGUCUUGUC